This is a messenger RNA of Dunckerocampus dactyliophorus (ringed pipefish), 2211 nucleotides long. It is a transcript of the gene spint2, whose product is annotated as serine peptidase inhibitor, Kunitz type, 2. The record is from RefSeq and is a predicted model, not a curated record. Gene Ontology annotation, molecular function: serine-type endopeptidase inhibitor activity. The transcript is spliced from 10 exons. The coding region runs from base 131 to 1411 and encodes 426 amino acids. NCBI's taxonomy places the organism in Eukaryota, Metazoa, Chordata, Actinopteri, Syngnathiformes, Syngnathidae.
UACCUGUCUAGCAGGUGACUUAACUGCGUCAUUAACAGCAGGAAUCAGCCUGCUCCGUGUUGUUGAUUUUUUUUAAAAGUUUUUUUUCAGUGUUUCUUUUUUUCCAAUUUUAGUGUGCUUUGCGAAUAAGAUGAAGAUGAAUCAGGUUCCGUUCAGGUGUCUUUUCGCCGUCGUCGUCGUCUUUGGCCUGGUUCUGGCCUGUGAGUGGGAGCAGGUCGACGAUCCGAAACAGGAACUGGGUCCAUCCUCUUUCGACGCCGGAGCCGACUUCCUGGACCCGCGGUACGAUAUCUCCGACCCGGAGAAGUGCCGGCAGGAGUGCUGUUUGGAGUCCCGCUGCCACAUGGCCAUGCUCGGCCGCCCGAUGGACGGCAGCGCGCAGUGUGUGCUGGUCAACUGCAUGUGGGACGGCAGGGACGUCUGCGUCCUCCAGCCCAGCACUCAAUAUGAAGUCCUCGGCAAGAAAAAGCCCUCGGAUGUCACGGCGCCCCGUAAAGAACCGGAACCCAACGACAAACAAAGCAACAUGAGUAACCCCUGCCGUGAGCCCAUGAAGGUUGGCUCGUGUCGUGCGUACUUCCCCAAGUAUUACUACGACGCGGCCAACCAGACAUGUCGCAUGUUCAUCUACGGUGGCUGCGGGAAGAACGGCAACAACUUUGACACGCUGGAGGAGUGCCAGGCAACCUGCAGUGGCGACACAGAUAAGUCGGCGAAAUCGCUGAGAAUGGUUCAACCCUUCAACUACUACAUAACGGCGGUACCUUACGCUGACCUUGCGGAUGAAAAAGAGCGCUGCGAGGCGGAGCCAGAUGUGGGGCCUUGCCGCGCGGCCUUCCAGCACUGGUACUACGACAGCGAGGCGGGCGAGUGCAGGACGUUCAUCUACGGGGGCUGCAGAGGCAACAAGAACAAUUACAUGACCCAGCAGAGCUGCUUGGACGCUUGUCAAGUGACCGCGUUGCUGUCCGCCAAGAAACGUCCAUCUGAUGUGCACCGCUCAGAAAAGUGUAUGUCUGCUCCUGACCCGGGUCACUGCCGCGCCGCCUUCCCCGCCUUCUACUACGACCCGGACACCGCCAGCUGUCAGCCGUUCAUCUAUGGGGGCUGCGGCGGCAACAAGAACCGCUACAGCAGCGCAGAGGAGUGCCUGGCCAGCUGCAACAUGGAUGGUUCCUUUGAGCAGCGGGACAAAGUCCGCAGCCGCUGGACUGCAGCUUUCUUCGUCCUGCUGACGCUAGCGGCCAUUUGCAUCCUGCUGGUGUCCUCGUUCAUCAUCACCAUGCUGAGACGCCUGCAUUUCUCCCGCACUGCCUCUUCAGUCAGUGACAAAGAGGAGCUUCUCCCAGACGAGCGCUCAUCUCAAGAGUCUCUGGACAUCCCUGAGACUCCCACGGCGGACAAGGCCUGAGGGUCCUCAGCGACAAGGACACUUCAUUAGGUACCCAAGACUAAGGUGGUAGACGACCACAAUAUGUCUCAGCAGACACCCGGAGUUUCUCAUGCAGCUAAUAAAUAUUAGAAGCAGCACAAUAACAUGUGGAAUUCAUCCAAUUCAUAUUUUGUAGUUUGUAUUGGAGCCUCUCAGAUAGUGUACCUAAUGAAGUGGGCGGUUCUUCCUGUUGAUCAGUGAUUCUUCCUGCCUUUAUGCUAAGCUAAGCAGACAUUUAAACUCACAUCUGACUACAAGGACUUUUUAAAUGUUUCUUUUAAAGUUAUGUUGGUGUUUGUGGUUAAAAAGCGUCUUUUUUUCAUUGGCUGCUUGAAUGCUUCCAAUGAGUGUUGUAUUUAUCACGCGACUCUCAGCCUUGAACUUAAACAGAUUCAUCUCUGACAUUCAAUCAUUUUACAUGUUAUCUUGUAUGAAAUCACCAAUGUGUACCACCAUUUGUGUGAUUUUUUUUUUUUAAUCAUUUUAGUGGAAGAACAUUUUUACUUUAAUAAAAGUUGAUUCAAGAGAAGAAAAUGGAGAGAUUGAAAAAAUGUUUUCCCCUCGGUGUCUCCCCCUGCUGGCCAUCAGGCUUAAAAACAUAAGCACUAAAGAUUUACUGAUCAAACCGUACAUUUUUAAAAUUAAUUUUGCAUUGCUUCCUUUCACUCUAAAAUCUGAAAUUGUGAAAUAAAAACUGCAUCUCGGUGCAAAAGUAAAAGUGAUUUAUUAAAGUUGACUUUGACAAUGAAUGACAUGUAAUGAACAUGAAAGUAAUAAAC